Molecule: messenger RNA, 648 nt
Organism: Trichomonas vaginalis G3
Lineage: Eukaryota; Parabasalia; Trichomonadida; Trichomonadidae
Product: CCR4 NOT-related family
Exons: 1
Coding region: 1-648 (215 amino acids)
Biological process (GO): regulation of DNA-templated transcription; nuclear-transcribed mRNA poly(A) tail shortening
Cellular component (GO): P-body; CCR4-NOT core complex
Source: RefSeq, a predicted model, not a curated record
AUGAAAUCUACUUUUUCUUGGCUAACAUCUCAGCAAAAUGGUGCACAACAGUUCCAAAUACAUCCAAAUAGCCCAUCAUCGGCUACUGCAAACUUGAAAGUUGAAAAACCAACUCUGAAUUCAGUUAUAAUCCAAAAUAGCAAACAGCCAAUGCAAAACACAUCAACAACAUCAAUUAAUUUAUCUCCACAACGUGUAUCUCCAAAAAUAUCUCGUAUUGUUCGUAAUACAAAUCAACCAGAACUCCCAAAGCAAUAUUCUUUAGAAACAGUAGCAGAUAAGUUCGAAAACGAAGUUACUUUUAACGAAACCGAUAUCAAUUCACUAGGAAUUGAUUUAAAUUCCGAAGAUGCCCUACUUCCUAAUCUGAAAUCCAUUGUUUCGGAGCUUCCUUUAGGAAGUUUAUCAGCAUAUAAGAUACCAGAAUCAUUUAACUUUGAUUCUCCCAAGAGUUUGGAACCUUUCAAAAAAUUUGCCAGUACGGAAACGCUUCUCUUUAUAUUCUAUUCGCAGCCACGCACUAAAAAUCAGAUAGAUGCUGCAAAUGCGUUAUUAUCUAAAGGAUUUACCUUCGAUAAAUUUUGGAAAGACCAAGAUGGGAAAUAUUUCAAUCCAGAGCUAUGGAAAUUUUCUGACGCAGUUAAUUGA